AUGCCAAGACCGAUUUUCAAUGAAGAGGAAGUUGGCAACACCAAUAGACUCAUCUGUGAAGAAUUGCGUUAUAAUAGGUGCUCUUUAUCUAAGGAACAUGAAGAAUUAUUGGUUAAAUUGAUAGUAGAGCAAAAGUUAGUUUAUGACAGAAUUAUCACAGCAGUGCAUGAGGACAAAGGUGGAUUCUUCUUCUUAUAUGGUCAUGGAGGAACCGGGAAGACAUUUAUUUGGAGAACUUUGUCUUCUGCCAUAAGAUCUAAAGGAGAUAUUGUGUUAACAGUUGCGUCCAGCGGAAUAGCAUCUCUUUUGUUAGCAGCAGGUCGAACAACUCAUUCGAGAUUUGCAAUCCCACUCAAUGCAACUGAAGAUUCAACAUGUAAUAUCAAACAAGGUACUCCUUUAUCAAAAUUGAUUGUCAAGACAAAGUUAAUUAUUUGGGAUGAAGCACCAAUGAUGCAUAGAUAUUAUUUUGAAGCUCUAGACAGAACUCUAAGAGAUAUUCUUAGAUUUAAAGAUGCAUCCAAUUUAGAUCGACCAUUUGGAGGAAAAACGGUUGUUCUUGGUGGUGACUUUAGACAAAUACUUCCAGUCAUUCCAAAAGCAAUAGGUGAUGGUAUGAUUGGAAAUUCUGUUGAUGAUAUUGAUAAAGUUCACAUCCCUGAUGAUCUUAUCAUAAAUAAUUGUGGCGAUCCAAUUUCUGCGAUUGUGGAAAGUACAUAUCCAAAUUUUUUAAGUCAUUGCAGUGAUAUAACAUACCUGCAACAAAGAGGAAUUCUUGCUCCCACUCUUGACAUGGUUGAAUCAAUCAACGAAUACAUGGUUUCACUAAACCAAAGUCAACCAAAAACAUUUUUGAGUUCCGAUACAAUUUGCAUGUCAGACGAUGCUUUUACAGGUUUGGAACACGUACAUACACCUGAAUUCCUAAACACUAUUAAGUGUUCUGGAAUUCCAAAUCAUGUUAUCACUUUGAAAGUGGGUGUCCCAGUGAUGUUAUUGAGAAAUAUAGACCCAUCUUCAGGGCUAUGUAAUGGAACAAGAUUAAUCAUCACUAGACUCGGAAAUCGGGUUAUCGAAGCAAAACUUUUAUCGGGAAAUAUGGCUGGACAAAAGGUCUUCAUUCCGAGAAUGUCAUUAACUCCAUCUGAUGCAAGAAUACCUUUUAAGUUCCAACGAAGGCAAUUUCCAAUAGUUGUAUCCUUUGCAAUGACUAUAAACAAAAGUAAGGGACAAUCUUUAUCUCAUGUUGGGUUAUAUUUGAAGAAACCGGUCUUCACACAUGGGCAGCUUUACGUUGCUCUAUCACGAGUUAUAAAAAGAAAGGGAUUAAAGAUUUUGGUUUAUUACGAUGAUGGAGAAAUUUCAAAUGAAGCAAUAAAUGUAGUUUACAAAGAAGUUUUCCAUUUCUGGACUGUUUUUGAGCUAUUUCGGCAGCAGGUUUCAGCUGGAAUUUUUCGACUGUUUUUGGGUGAGAAAGUCGCGGCGUUUCGGACUGAAAAGAUGGCAGAAAUAGGGAACUUAUCGAUAAUGGUGAAGUCGCUUGGUCGUGAUUUCGAAGAGCAAAAAGAAGUAGUGGGGCUGUUGGUGAGUCUAUCAGAUGUUGCUGCAGUUAAGAGAAGAGUUGGGAGAAUCCAAGGAUGCAUUGUCAUGUUAGUUGCAAUUUCUAAUGGGGAUGAUCAAAUGGCUUCAUAUAAGUUUGGUACUGAUGUCAUUCAAUUUAUCUAUGCAUAUUACAUCUUCAUUUAG
Nicotiana attenuata is the source of this 1746-nucleotide messenger RNA. Its product is annotated as ATP-dependent DNA helicase PIF1-like. Gene Ontology annotation, biological process: telomere maintenance; DNA repair. Lineage: Eukaryota; Viridiplantae; Streptophyta; Magnoliopsida; Solanales; Solanaceae. Gene Ontology annotation, molecular function: DNA helicase activity. The transcript has 4 exons. The record is from RefSeq and is a predicted model, not a curated record. The coding region runs from base 1 to 1746 and encodes 581 amino acids.